Molecule: messenger RNA, 1855 nt
Organism: Syzygium oleosum
Lineage: Eukaryota; Viridiplantae; Streptophyta; Magnoliopsida; Myrtales; Myrtaceae
Product: dihydroflavonol 4-reductase-like
Exons: 6
Coding region: 689-1669 (326 amino acids)
Molecular function (GO): oxidoreductase activity, acting on the CH-OH group of donors, NAD or NADP as acceptor
Source: RefSeq, a predicted model, not a curated record
CCGGCCUUCAGGUACUCCACCGAAGUGAGCCGCUGCGAUUCUUCUUGUGCGGCGAGCUGGUAAAUACGCCCAAGUGGAGGAACCGGAUCCAUGGCGAGAAUCUAGCUUCGAAAGGGAUAAAGAAUGGUUGUGCGGAAGCUGGUUUAGAGCCUAUGCUCUGAUACCAUGUCACAAAAUGAAACAAUGGAAAGCUUGAUAGAGGAGGAUUGAAGUAGAUAAUUGUAUGAUGUACAAUCCUAUUUAUAGUACACAGAGCCUGAAUAAUCUGGGCAAGAAUAUACAAAAAAGAGGAAAAAAUGAUUCCCAAAUAUACAGUAUCAAUUAAAGGGAAUCACAUCAACUAUAUGAUAUCAAUUAGAGCCAAAAGUAUCUCCAUCAAAUCAAUUAUGGGCCACGUUUAUCUCCAACAUCUAGUCUUCUAGAUAAGGUGUUUUGGAACCAGCACGACUUCCGAAAGAGAUAGGUAAGUGAGCGUCCACCAUACAUGUUUCUCCAUGAUCACCCCGGAACGGCAAAGUUUUGAAGAAGUAUAGAAUUACUCACAUUCACCUAGCGCGAGAGGUGCCAGCAGAAGUGUUCGUGAUGAGUGCGUCUAUGGAGGAGACAACAAGGGUAUGUGUCACGGGAGGUUCUGGUUACAUAGGUUCUUGGAUUGUCAAGAGGCUGUUGGAGAGAGGCUACACAGUCCAUGCCACUGUUAGAAACUCAGGUGAUGAGAGAAAAGUGGGGUUCCUCAAGAGUUUUCCUAAUGCAGAGACGGGGUUGGUGUUAUUUGAAGCAGAUCUGUACAAUCCCCAUGAUUUUGAGAAAGCAAUUCGAGGGUGUCAAUAUGUUUUUCAUGUGGCCACCCCAUUGCACCAUGACCCCAGCAGCUCUAAGGGUCAAUGUGACAUGUCUUCUGAUUUUACCGAGCCAUCAACCCACUUCAAUUCAGUUCAAAGAUACAUCCGAGGCAGCCGUUGCUGGAGUAAAGAGCAUUGCGGAGUCCUGCAUCAGAUCGGGGACCGUGAGGCGGCUCAUUUACACUGCUACUGUUAUGGCCGCUUCACCGAUGAAAGACGACGCAAAAUGCUUCGCUGAGGCAAUGGAUGAAUCCUGCUGGACACCCCUCAAUCUUUCAGAUCCUCACAGCAGUGACCAAUUUGUGGAGGACUAUGUUAAAUCGAAGACGCAAUCAGAGAGGGAAUUGCUGAGGUACGAUGGAGUCAUUGAGAUAGUGAGCAUUGCUUUAGGCUUGGUGGGAGGGAGCACAAUUCGGUCUGCCUUGCCCGAUAGCUUAAGAGUGCUCAUUGCACAAGCGACAAAUGACGGAACAUGGUACAGGGUGCUGAGGAUUUUGGAGGAAGUGACGGGCAAAGUCCCCGUGGUGCACAUUGAAGAUGCGUGCGAGGCGCACAUCUUCUGCAUAUCGAAGCAGCGUUCUAUCAGUGGCAGGUUCUUAUGCGCCAGUGACUAUGUGAAGACCGCAGAUAUUGCCCACCAUAUCAAGAAAAGCUUCCCAGAAAUCCAGAUUCCUGAAGAGUUCAUCGAAGACACGGGAAGAGAGAUUGCUUGGGGAUCCUCGAAGCUCGAGGAAAUGGGGUUCAAGUACAAGUAUGAUCUCAAGAUGAUAUUAGAGGAUAGCAUUAAUUGUGCUCGGAUGGCUGGGGAAAUAAACUCCAAUACUUGAAAUUUGGCUUCAAACCGAGCUUUCGUUUGUUUCACGAAAAAAUAAAUUAUUUAAAAAAUAUUUUCCUAAAAGUAAUCGUUUGUAUCGUUUGAAGUAAUUAGUCAAUUGAAAACAUUUUUUUAUCGACAAUAAUUUAUGUCUAAUUAUUAUCGUUGACGAUGAAAAUAUUGUACAUUAAUUUGUUUU